Molecule: messenger RNA, 660 nt
Organism: Pieris macdunnoughi
Lineage: Eukaryota; Metazoa; Arthropoda; Insecta; Lepidoptera; Pieridae
Source: the annotation of a GenBank genome assembly
AUGAAUAUGUCGCUGGGGAAACAACCUACGGACCACAUCAAGAGGCCCAUGAACGCUUUCAUGGUCUGGUCCAGGGGUCAGAGGCGGAAAAUGGCACAAGAUAACCCGAAAAUGCAUAAUUCUGAAAUUUCUAAGCGGCUGGGUGCUGAGUGGAAGUUGCUUUCUGAAAUGGAAAAACGGCCUUUUAUCGACGAAGCGAAACGAUUAAGAGCCCUGCACAUGAAAGAACACCCAGAUUACAAAUACAGACCCCGCCGGAAACCAAAGGCUCUUGUGAAGAAAGAACCCAAAUUCGGUUUCAAUAUCUCCGGUCUAAUGGCACCAGUCCCUCGUCUGGUCACUCCGCUCCCACAGCCAGUACCACAAUUGCCCGUUCCACAUCACUUUGACAAGCCGGACCUUGGAAGACUGUUCCCACCACUGCCUUAUCCGUUUUAUCCCUUUGCGAAGUUACCGGAUGACGGGAAAUUGGCUGCAGAACUCGCACACUUACAGGCCCUUUACGGCGGUGCGUUAUACAGCAGUGCACUUUACAAUAGUGCAUUAUCGCCUUGCGGAUGUCCGCCACGAAGGACGCCGUCACCACCACCCGAUGUGAAGCGUCCGGUAGCUUACAUCCUAAUGAAGAGUGAUGAGGAACCUCCUCAGCAUGUUAUAUGA